This is a messenger RNA of Physella acuta, 933 nucleotides long. RefSeq lists its product as uncharacterized. The record is from RefSeq and is a predicted model, not a curated record. NCBI's taxonomy places the organism in Eukaryota, Metazoa, Mollusca, Gastropoda, Physidae.
AUGAAGGUCAGUAUGGACAGUCUAACAUUGGGUGUUAACAAGACAUUAGGUGUUAACAAGACGUUGGGUGUUAACAAGAAGUUGGGUCUGAAACUGUUGACUGGUGCUGGUAAAAACAGCGGCAACACGCUUCGUAAACUGGCGAUCUACAGGCUCGUUAGCUUGAAAGACUUGACCUUUCUUCCACAAUUUCGAAGCGCCAUCUCUGGCUUCAGCAAGUUGUCAGAACUUGACCUCAGCUACGGCUAUUUGGAAGAUGACCUGCUGCUUAGCUUAGCCAGGACAACAAGUAGUCUGAAGGUGAUCACAGUUCGUGUAGACAAGCCCCUAAAUUUCGAGACUAGCACCACCCCUACAGCGUGGGAGAACCUUACAGCGGCAUGCCCUGAGCUCCGAGUCAUAUUUUUCAUCAAACCAAAAACUGAGUCGUACUUCCAAGACACGACAUUGAUGCUAACACCAUCCAUGCCGCUCUAUCAAGUCCAGUGGACAUCUGGCAGUGUCAUCGCUAUAGAGAACAUAGUGAAGUUCUUUCAACAUAUGGGACAAAACUUUCAGGAAACUUUACAUCAUCUUUAUCUAGAAACUGAUGUUCGUCUAGACAUGGAAUGCAUUGAUGCGAUGUUCAAAAGUUUACAGCCGUGCACAAAUCUGGACAGCCUGUCGCUAUCUUUGGACUGUGAAAUGAGUGAUGACAAGGAGAUGUACACGACAGCCAUCAGAGAUGUCAUGACGCGAUGUCCGAUGUCAUGUGAUGUCACACUGAACGGUCGAGCAGUCAAACAGUUGUCAACAGUUCUAGAACAAUAGCAUGGAGAUCAACAGUUCUAGAACCAUAGCAUGGAGAGUACAUCCAAUUUAAAAACGUGAGACUCGUUAUGAGAUAAUUACGUGAAAACUGAGCGAAUCAUCCAGAAGAAGAUUGUGAUAAAA